Messenger RNA from Saccoglossus kowalevskii, 3428 nucleotides. Its product is annotated as microfibrillar-associated protein 1-like. The record is from RefSeq and is a predicted model, not a curated record. NCBI's taxonomy places the organism in Eukaryota, Metazoa, Hemichordata, Enteropneusta, Harrimaniidae.
AUGUCGAACAUGUCUACGAAUUUACAGAUGCAGAUCCAGUCAACGGCUGGUGCUAUACCAGUCAGGAAUGAAAAAGGUCAACCGGACUUUGCACCAGAAUCAAGUGAUGAGGAUGAUGAUGAACAGCUGCAAGUACCAUUCAUAGGUCUCAAAAGAGUUGUGCCAGAACCUGAGAUACAGGAACUUAACGAAGAAGAGGAAGACAAGCGCUUACAAAGAGUGAAAGAACGUCAUCGUGAAACUGAAGAUCAUGAGGAAGAGCAAAUACACAGAGACAUAUCAGGCCCUGAAGUACUAUCAGCCAGUGAAGAUGAAUACCAAGGUGAGAGUGAUGAUGAUCGAUACAGACAGAGAGUCGGAAUGGAUGUCGAAGAAAGCAGUGAAGAAGAGGAAGAAGAACUUGAAGAGGAAGAAAUAGAACGACGGCGACAAUUGAUGCGACAGCGAGCAAGAAACCUUUUACUUGAAGAGGAGGUGAUGGAUGUGGAGGAGGAGGAAGAAGAAGAGAAAGUCGGAUCAGAAGAGUCAUCCUCCGAAUAUGAAGAAUAUUCUGACUCUGAGGAGGAAACUGGGCCACGGUUGAAACCUGUGUUUGUUUCAAAAAAAGACAGAAUCACGAUACAAGAGAAGGAGAAAGAAGCUCUUAAACAGAGGGAACUUGAACUUGAGGCUAAAAAACUGGCAGCUGAAAGAAGAAAGCAGUCAAUAAAAAUGGUUGAGACUGAAGCCAGAAAGGAGAUGCAAAAGGAACAGAAUGCGGAGGACCCCACCGACGUUGUCAAUACUGAUGAUGAGAAUGAUGAAGAAGAAUAUGAAUCAUGGAAGGUUAGAGAAUUGAAGAGAAUUAAGAGAGACAGAGAAGAACGUGAACAGUUAGAGAAAGACAGGCUAGAAAUUGACAGAGUCCACAACAUGACAGAGGAAGAGCGAAGAGCCGACUUAAGGAAUAACCCAAAGCUUGUGACAAACAAACCACAGAAAGGAAAAUACAAGUUUUUACAAAAAUACUAUCAUCGUGGUGCCUUCUUUUUGGACAAGGAAGAUGGGGUGUUCACUCGGGAUUUCUCUAAACCAACGUUGGAUGAUCACUUUGAUAAAUCUAUUCUACCGAAGGUUAUGCAGGUUAAAAACUUUGGUCGUUCAGGUCGUACUAAGUAUACUCAUCUUGUUGAUCAAGAUUCUACACAGUUUGAAUCUCCAUGGUCGUCAGACGGAGCUCUCAACCUUAAGUUUCAAAAUCAACAUGCUGCCGGGAUGAAACAAACUUUUGAAAGACCCACCGUUCGAAAAAGAAAGAAGUUAACGUAGUAUGCACUGCCAAGAUUAUUUUUCAACAGUAUGUUGACAAAUGACAGCAAGAAAGUUUUCCAUUGCCAAGACUUUUAUAUUAAUUGAUGAACUACUGCUGAGAAAGAAUGAUGAAGAGAAGCAGUACUAUUACACUUGGUCCAAGAAACUAUUACAUGGUUUAAGACCAAUGUGUGUAUAUAUGUACAAUAGACAUGGUGUGUGUGAAAUUCUGCCUGACGAUGUAACACACACUGUCUGAUGUGUGUGUUUCACUUGCCAUGUAGUGUUGUGAUACAUAUUUGAAGGAUUAUUUAAGUAACAGUUUCAUGACUGGCUACAAUUGAGAUAGCAAAAUGUAUUGAAUGAUAAUACCAUUUAAAUUCACCAACACUCAAAAUAUAAGCAAGCUCUGUUGAGUUUCCCGUCUUGUUUUGUAUACUUUGAUAUCUAUGAGUCUUUGUAAGUUGUUCAUAACAUUCUCCAGACAGGAUCAAUGGGAUGACAAUAUGGUAUUUGAGUUGUAUGUGUUUUGGUGGAUAUAAACCCUCCUUGCACCAUUUCUCAUCUCUGCGUGUAUGGCCAAAACAAACAUGAUUUGUUUCUAGUCAGUGCAUGUAUAAGCUCCCAACUGUUUUGUUUGGAUUCUGUCGAAAGAUAAAGAAAUGCGAAGCUUGUCGCAUAACAUUUAUAUCAUCUCUCACCCAAAAACAAAUGUUUUUUAUCAUUUUGACAAUUUGGUAUUUUAAAAAUUACAAUAAUAAAUUCUUUUUGAUGGUUGCAAAAUAAAAUUGUAGUAGUUUUAAUACUAGUAUUGAAUUCCAACUUCGUAAGAUCUGCAAACAAUUUCACACUGACCCCUAUAAGCAUCAUAAGGGCUUUGAAUUUUGUACAGUUCAUGAGAAAUCGUAUCCAACAUAAUCCUGAAAUCAAAUUUAGAAGAUUCUUCUAAAAUAAAGUAAAAUGGCCUUGAGUGAUUACAACAAUGGUAGAGUACUGGUAUGUUUGAUUUGGUAACUGUACACCACAGCUUCAGUGCAGUCGAGCUUCAGUGCUCCAAUAUUUCAGAAUUUGUUACCAAACCAACUGAGUUUAUCAUUUCUGUUAGUAAUUACAAUAAUCAGUGGAAAGUGAGUGAUCUGUAUAUGAUACAAAAUGUGGAAUACAACUUUAAUAAACUCUUCCCAAAUAUAUAAUAUUAUACCUAUGUCACUGUAACGCCACUGUAAGUUACAGCAUGCCUUAAUUUUGCGGUAUUUUACGGGGUAUUUUCAUCCUACCAUAUAAGGAAAUGCGAAUUCCAAAUAUGGAAUGAUUACGCACGUAAACAAACAUGGCUGCCACCAGGGUUUGACUGGAGUCCACACAAAGAAGUUUGCUGAUUCUGUUCUAAACAUUUUGGCAUUCCCAUGGUAUAUCCCUAGAAAGAAAAGAUGUAUAAUAAUAAGGUUAUUACGAGAAUACCUCAAAGUACCGGUAUGUACUCUGACAGUAACGUGGUCACAUCGCCUCCGCGCAUACUCCCACUGUACUGUCUUUGCGUAUAUUUUUAGGUAUCCUCAUAAUAACUUUGUAGUAUUGCUGACUCGAUCUGUCCCAUACGUUUAAACUUGUGACAGAAUACCAGACAGAAUACCAGAAUUUACGUCAUUGUACAUCGCAUAUGUUAUUGUCCUUAACAAUUCACGUUACAGACAUUGCCUAAAUAAAUUUUGGUAUUCUGUGAGGAACCCUGUAUUCAAUAUGAAUUCAUUAUUUUGAACAUGGUAACAUGGAACCAUGUACUGUAUUUGUUAUAUUAUUAUCACCAUGUGUUUACAAAAAUGACAUGUUCUGCAUACAGUAAGUGCAGAUUUUGGUUAAUGCAUGCAUCUAUUGAUGUAUUUUUCCAGAUAGAGCAAAGUACGUUAUUAAUUUUCUCAGCUUUCAUCAUGCAUUCACCAAAGACUUUAUAUAAAUGUAGUUUCUGCCACUCUAGUGGAAUGUGGUACAGCAGUCAGCUGUGUACAUAAUGCUUUGUGUACUGAAUAACCAUUACUUUGUAAAAUGUUAAAAUAACUGUAUUGCAUUCAUCUUUCUGUGUCUCAUCAGUUGGAGGGGGUGUCUUGAAUAAAUCAAGAAUGUAUCAUUUUAUGGAAUAA